Molecule: messenger RNA, 406 nt
Organism: Aspergillus heteromorphus CBS 117.55
Lineage: Eukaryota; Fungi; Ascomycota; Eurotiomycetes; Eurotiales; Aspergillaceae
Exons: 2
Coding region: 77-352 (91 amino acids)
Source: RefSeq, a predicted model, not a curated record
CACCAUCUGCAUCUUCAUCUCUACCACUCACUUCCUCAACUCUUAAUUGAGCCAGUCCAGUUUCUCUCCAGCCAUCAUGAAGCUCACCGCCCUCUUCUCCGGCGCCAUCGUCGCCAUCCUCUGCAACUCCGCCGUCGCCAUCCCGGCUGCUGCCCCCAACGGCCUUGCCGCCCGUGAAGACGACAUGUACUGCGACGGCUGCGGAAACAUCAAGCGCGAGCCCGAGCCCGUCGUCGAGAUCAAGCGUGAAGAUGACAUGUACUGCGACGGCUGCGGAAACAUCAAGCGCGAGCCCGAGCCCGUCGUCGAGAUCAAGCGUGAGGAGGACACCGACUGCGGUGCGGCUUGCUAAGUCAUCAACAUUCGGAUAAAGCGGAUAUGUGCUGAUGAAAUGAAAGAGGUGGAG